GACAUGGGAUAGGGAGACUGGGAGGGCAAUAGGAGAGCCAAUUCAAAGCGAUACUGAUUUAGUCGCAUCCGUGGCAUUCUCUACUGACGGAAAUAGCAUCAUAUGUGGUUUAAGCGAUGGUACUAUCAAAUCAUGGGAUAUCAAGACCGAUGGCUCUCGAAUCAUAUCUGGCUCAAAAGAUGAAACACUUAGAUUAUGGGAUUCAGAAACAGGUCUAUUAGUAGGAAAGCCAUUUGAAGGUCAUACUAAUUCCAUAUACUCUGUAGCAUUCUCCCCGGAUGGUUGUCGAGUUAUAUCCGGAUCGAGUGAUAAUACGAUUAGAAUAUGGGAUUUGACGACCGGUCAAGCACUAGGCGAGCCGCUUCAAGGACAUACUAGCUGGGUCCACUCAGUGGCAUUCUCUCCUGACGGGCAUAUAAUUGUAUCAGGUUCAAGGGACGAAUUAAUUAGAUUGUGGGAUAUAGAGACUGGUCGAGCAAUCGGGGAGCCACUUCAAGGCCACACAGAUUCAAUCAUGUCCGUAGCAUUCUCUCCGGAUGGAAAACGGAUUAUAUCUGGCUCAGAAGAUAACACUAUAAUA
Molecule: messenger RNA, 580 nt
Organism: Acaulospora colombiana
Lineage: Eukaryota; Fungi; Glomeromycota; Glomeromycetes; Diversisporales; Acaulosporaceae
Source: the annotation of a GenBank genome assembly